AUGCCAGAGCCCAAUUCAGAGUUUAAUAAGCAGUACAAGUAUGAAGAAAUGUCGAAUAUGGUGUUGCGAGAUGAUCGUAAUCGCCGAAGAGAUGACAAGGAUGAUUCCAAUCCAGUUUCAUUAGCGGGCCAUAUAUCUGCUAAAGAUAUGGGUACGAGAGUUUCCCAAACCAAUUCGUCCGAUAAACCAGUGAUAAAGGAAAGCAACGUAGCCAAACAAUCAAAUUCUAAUAGGUAUUCAUAUACAGGGACUUUGGAGAAUAUUUCAUAUCAUCCUACAAAUGAAGAGACCGCUCAUAUAUUUGAUUUAAUAAUGGUGGAAAUCCACAAUUUCUUGCCUGAUUCUAGUCAUGAUGUUAUAAUAUCGGCUGCAGAUUCAGUAUUAGAAAUAUUGAAACAAGAAGAUACUUCUCCUGCUGAAAAGCGGAAAGAAAUUACAGACUUAUUGGAUACAAAAAUCAAUGACUUUGAAUUUAAUGGAUUAAUUAAUUUAGCGAAGAGAGUUACUGAUUACGACGUACAAAUGAUAGAAGAUAUGGAUGAUGAAGAUAAUAAUCAAGGAAUUGCGGUUAUAUUCGAUAAUAGUGAUGAGGAAGAGAAUGAUGGAAUAGAACAUAGCGUGGGGGAUGAGGUUGAAGAUGAACCUCAACGAGAAACCAGCGAAGAAGCCGAAAAUGGCCUCAAUGAUGAGGCAGUAAUAAAAUCCAAUGAUAAAACUUCAAGCAAGGAAGCCGUUGUAGUUCCAUUACAUGAGAUUGAUCAAUUUUAUCUUCAAAGAAAGAUCUCAUCCAACUUGACAGAUUCCGAUCCUUCUAUUAUACAACAAGUCACUAACAAGUUCAUGCAAUUUUUAUCAUCUUAUGAAUUAUCAACAAGAGAAUUAGAAAAUGAACUAAUGGAAUUAAUGAACUACGAACACUUCGAUCUCAUAAAAUUUUCUAUAGAAAACCGUUGGAGAUUAGUAUUUAAGAUAAAAUUACUAGAAAAUGAAAGCGAGGAAUCUAAGCAGAAGAUAUUCGAGGACAUGGCAGAGCUAAAACUUGAUUCUUUGAUUUUGGAGUUUGAAAAUCAAAACGAAGACACAAUACCAGGUAAGAAGAGAAAACUAUCUCACGACGAUGGCGGUGAGUCUAAUAAAAAAACUAAGAAAAGCAUAAUAAAACCUAAAAGAGAACCUAAGAUUGUCGAUUUAGACUCAAUGAGUUUCGAUCAAGGAUCACAUUUAAUGACUAAUACAAAAAUUAAACUUCCCCAAGGUUCGUAUCAACAAAACAAGAAACUAUACGACGUGAUUAGCAUUCCACCUCCUUCACCACCUCCAUCAUUAGAAGAAAGUAACGAAAAACUUGUAUCCAUUUCUGAUUUACCCGAGUGGACUAGAUGUGUUUUCCCUUCAUCUGAAACUUCUUCCUUAAAUCGUAUACAAUCCAAAAUAUUUCCUCUGGCUUUUAAUACAGACGAGAAUUUGUUGAUUUGUGCUCCAACAGGGGCUGGUAAGACUAACGUUGCGAUGCUCACUAUUUUAAGAGCUAUUCAUAAUUACAGAGAUCCUGAAACUGGACAAUUGGAUCUUCGAAACUUCAAAAUUGUUUAUAUUGCCCCAUUAAAGGCCUUGGUGCAAGAGCAAAUGAGAGAGUUUCAAAGACGUUUGACUGCAAACUUUGGAAUAAUUGUUAAUGAGUUGACUGGUGAUUCAAGUUUAUCUAAGCAACAAAUAAGCGAAACUCAAGUAUUAGUUACUACCCCAGAAAAGUGGGAUGUUAUUACUAGAAAAAGCUCUGACUUGUCUUACACGAACUUGACAAGAUUAAUUAUUAUUGAUGAAAUUCAUUUGUUACAUGACGAAAGAGGACCUGUUUUGGAAAGUAUAAUUAGUAGAACAUUACGACAGGUUGAAUACACUAACGAUCCUGUGAGAUUGGUUGGCCUUUCAGCUACAUUGCCUAAUUAUGAAGAUGUAGCAAAUCUUUUAAGAGUUGACUUUAAAAUGGGACUUUUUUAUUUUGACUCUUCAUAUAGACCAUGUCCAUUAGAACAGCAGUUCAUUGGGAUAAAAGAAAAGAAGGCAAUUAAGAAAUUAAAUGCAAUGAAUGAAGCUUGUUACGAUAAAUUGCUAGACUGUGCUAAUAAUAAACACCAAAUGAUUAUAUUUGUUCAUUCAAGAAAAGAUACAUAUAAAACUGCAAAAUGGUUACAUGAAAAGUUAGUUCAAGAAGAUAAAUUAGAUAUGAUUUUAAAACAGGAUUCUGGUUCUCGGGAAAUCUUGAAACUGGAGGCGGAAGAAAUGGAUAAUAGAAGUUUGAAGGAAAUCGUGCCCGCCGGUUUUGGUAUACAUCAUGCCGGUUUGAACAAGCGUGAGAGAAGUGUUGUUGAAGACUUGUUUGCACAGGGCCACUUGCAGGUCUUAGUAUCUACGGCUACAUUGGCAUGGGGUGUCAAUUUACCAGCACAUACGGUUGUUAUUAAAGGCACAGAAACAUAUAGUCCUGAAAGAGGUACAUGGGUUCAAUUAUCUCCUCAAGAUAUAUUGCAAAUGCUUGGUAGAGCUGGUAGACCCAGGUAUGAUAAAAGUGGUGAAGGUGUAAUUAUUACUUCCCAAGAUGAAAUUCAGUACUAUCUUGCUAUAUUGAAUCAACAGCUUCCUAUCGAGUCUCAGCUUAUGAGUAAAUUAGCUGAUAAUCUUAAUGCAGAAAUUGUACUAGGAACAAUAAAGUCUAGAGAGGAUGCUGUAAACUGGUUAGGUUAUACAUACUUGUAUAUCAGAAUGCUUCGUUCUCCUGCAUUAUAUCACGUUGGUGCCGACUACAAAGAUGACGAAAGUCUUUAUUGGAAAAGAGUUGAUUUGGUUCACUCUGCUUUAACAAUCUUGCAUGAGAAUAGAUUACUUAUAUAUAAUCUGGAAAAUGGAGACAUAAAAUCUACAGAAUUGGGGAAGAUAUCAUCUCAUUAUUAUAUUAAUUAUGAGACUAUUAAUAUGUACAAUAAUCAGUUGAAGCCAUGGCUGACAGAGAUAGAUAUUUUGAAGAUUUUUUCGAUGUCUGGCGAAUUUAAAUUCAUUCCUGUUAGACAAGAAGAAAAAAUAGAGGUGGCUAAAUUAUUGGAAAAGUGUCCGUUUCCAAUUAGAGAAAAUCCAAAUGAUCCUUUGGCUAAGGUUAAUGUUCUACUUCAAGCAUACAUCUCCAGAUUAACACUAGAUGGCUUUGCGUUGAUGGCUGAUAUGAUAUAUAUCACACAAUCUGGUGGAAGGCUUUUGAGAGCUAUUCACGAAAUAACCUUACGAAAAAAUUGGUCGACAUUGUCGAAGGUUACCCUAAACUUAUGUAAGAUGGUAGAGAAAAGAAUGUGGUUAACAAAUUCUCCAUUUAGACAAUUUGGAUCGCUAGUACCAAGAGAAAUUGUAAAGGCUAGUGAAAACUCACACUUACCAUGGGUCAGUUAUUUUAACCUUAAUGCCUCUGAGCUUGCAGAAGCUAUCAAUUUCAAAGGCAAUAGCCAGAAAGCUUAUGAGUUGUUACGUCAAUUUCCAAAGGUCACGCUCAGCACAUAUGCACAACCUAUAACAGCUAGUUUGCUUAGGGUCCAGCUUGAAAUUAUUCCUGAUUGGAAGUGGAAUCCAAGUAUCCAUGGGAAUUUUGAACUGUUCUGGCUAUUGGUCGAAGAUUGUAAUGGUGAAAAUAUCCUAUUUUCAGACAACUUGCGUAUUUAUAGAAACUAUGCUGAGAAAGAACAUUUAGUUGAAUUCACAAUACCAAUCCUUGAUCCCGUCGAGCCGGUUUAUUUCAUUACUCUUAUAAGUGAAAGAUGGUUGCAUUCUGAAUGGAGAGUUCCAUUGGUGAUUACCGACAUGAAAAUGCCAAAGAAAUUCCCUCCAUUUACCGAUUUAUUAGAUUUACAAAGUAUCCCAACUUCUUCAUUGAAGAUACCCAAAUUUAUUGAAACAUUUGAAUUUAACUAUUUCAAUAAAUUUCAAUCACAGGUUUUCCAAACUUUAUUCAACUCGAAUGAAAAUGUUUUUAUUGGUAUGUCGAAAGGUUCCGGAAAAACUGUAUGCGCUGAAUUAGCCAUUUUGAAUCACUGGAAGCAAAAUAAGGGUAGGAUUGUUUACGUCAAUCCUACACAGGAAGUUGUCGAUAUGCAGCUAAAAUCUUGGAGGAAAAGAUAUUCCAAAAUAACGGAACCCAGCAAAAUAAUAAAUAAAUUAACCGGCGAUCUCGCUACAGAUAUUAGUUUAUUAUCAUCAAGCCAUUUGGUUCUAGCGACUCCUGAUCAAUUUGAAUUUGUAUCAAGACGUUGGAGACAAAGAAAAUCUGUUCAAGCAAUUGAAUUACUUAUAUGCGACGAUGCUCACAUGGUUGGUAAUGGUUCGAGAGGUAUUGCCUAUGAAAUUCUUGUUGCACGUAUGAGGCUCAUUUCUACUCAGGUAGAUAAUAGUUUAAGAAUAAUAGCUAUGUCGAACUCUUUGUCAAAUGGUAGAGAUUUUGGAGAAUGGAUUGGAUGCAAUAAGCAAAACGUGUUUAAUUUUGAUCCUUCGAAUAGGUUUAACAAAAUCAAAGAAAUUAGACUUCAGGCCUCUAACUUCAAUGAUCACGAAUCUUUCAUGCAGUCGUUAAUUAGACCUUCGUAUCAAUUCUUGAAAGAUAAUACUAAUCAAGGUAAAGCGAUUGUAUUUGUGUCAGCGAGAAAGCAGUGUAUCGAGAUGGCUUUUAAAUAUAUUCAACACUCAAAUAACGACAAUUGGCUGUUGUUAAGAACAGAUUUAGAAGUAAUUGAACCUUACUUGAAAAGAAUAACCGAUAGGAAUUUAAUAGAGUGUCUUUCCCAUGGUAUUGGGGUUUACUAUAAUAAUAUGAAUCAGAUGGAUAAAUUAAUCAUUGAAAAGCUAUUUAGUAACAAUAUUUUAAGUGUAUUAAUUGCAUCAAAAGAUACAUCUUAUUAUUGUCCUUCAGCAAAUAAUAUUGUUGUCCUUGGUACACAAGAAUUCGAAGGAAAGGAACAUCGUCUCAUUGAUUACUCAAUCAACAAUAUAUUAGAAAUGGUGGGAUGCUGCAAAGAUGAUACUAAUGAAGCCAAAGCAUUAAUAUUCACUAAUUCGGCAAAAUUGACGUAUUACAACAAGUUUUUGAAUGAAGCUUUACCAAUUGAGAGUUUUUUGAACGUUUCUUUACAUGAUGCCUUUAUUACAGAGAUUAGUACGAGAACUUUUAAAACAAGACAGGAUUGUAUUGAUUGGUUGACGUUUACUUACUUUUAUAGAAGGAUUUUAGCAAACCCUAGCUUUUACGAUGUUAAGGACACAUCUCAUUUCGGUGUUUCAGAGUUUUUGUCAGAGUUGGUUGAAAGCACAUUGAAGGAAUUAGAAGAAGCUAAGAUAAUUGAAAUUGAAGAAUCUGAAGACAGCGAAGAAUCCGAAGAAGAAGAAGAAGAAGAAAUUGUUCCAUUAAAUGGAGCAAUGAUCUCCGCUUAUUACAAUGUUUCGUUUAACACGAUAAAAGAAUUCAAUAGAUUAGGAAACAAAACAAAAUUGAAGGGUAUUCUUGAGAUUAUCACUUCAGCCUCAGAAUUUGAUGUAUUACCAAUAAGGCAAAACGAAGAGGCAAUAUUGAGUAAACUCCAUAACAAGGUGCCAGUUAAAGCCUCAGAUGUUGACUACGAGUCGCCAUAUUUCAAAGCAUUCUUACUCUUGCAAGCACAUUUUUCAAGAAUUCCGUUGCCGCUAGAUUUAGCCAAUGACCAAAAGUUUGUAUUAGAAAAUAUCCUAAAGAUAUUAUAUGCGUGUAUCGAUACCUUGUCCAGUGAAGGAUACUUGAAUGCUAUUCAUGCUAUGGACUUAUCUCAAAUGAUCGUGCAGGCUGUUUGGAAUAGAGAUAGUCCUUUAAAACAAGUUCCCCAUUUUGACCAAGCAAUUUUGAAUAGGUGCAAAAAAGGUGAGGUUGAGACUGUCUAUGAUAUUAUGUCUUUAGAAGACGAUGAAAGAAAUGAUAUAUUAAGAUUGGAAGAUGAAAAGUUGAAUAAGGUGGCGGAGUUUGUUAACAAAUACCCUAAUAUUGAUAUCAGCUACGAAUUAGAUUUAUCUGAAACAAUUAAAUCUAACGAACCUAAAGAAAUUAUUAUAAAAUUGGAAAGAGAUGAAGAUAUGGACGACUUAAAUGUUGUUGCUCCCUUUUAUCCAUUCCCUAAGAAAGAGUCAUGGUGGAUUAUUAUCGGUGAUGCAAGCUCUAGGCAAUUGUAUGCUAUCAAAAAAGCAACUAUUGAUAAAGAGUCUCAACACUUGAAGAUGGAAUUUACUAUUCCAAAUGCUGGUCAUCAUAACUUAUCGAUUUGGUGCAUGUGUGAUUCGUAUAUUGACGCUGACAAAGAAACGUCUCUUGAAAUAGAUGUUGAAGAGGGCAAGGAAGACGAUGACGAAGCUGAAGAUGAAUAA
Molecule: messenger RNA, 6420 nt
Organism: Debaryomyces fabryi
Lineage: Eukaryota; Fungi; Ascomycota; Pichiomycetes; Serinales; Debaryomycetaceae
Product: ATP-dependent RNA helicase
Exons: 1
Coding region: 1-6420 (2139 amino acids)
Cellular component (GO): nucleus
Molecular function (GO): ATP binding; nucleic acid binding; ATP hydrolysis activity
Source: RefSeq, a predicted model, not a curated record